Messenger RNA from Venustampulla echinocandica, 2370 nucleotides. RefSeq lists its product as uncharacterized. The transcript has 4 exons. Bases 1 to 2370 code for a protein of 789 amino acids. The record is from RefSeq and is a predicted model, not a curated record. Lineage: Eukaryota; Fungi; Ascomycota; Leotiomycetes; Helotiales; Pleuroascaceae.
AUGAAGCCUCUAUCCUGGCUCUGCCUCCUAGCAGGCGCCGCUCCAGUCUUUUCCUCCGUUUUGAAGCCACUCGUUGCCUACGAUGUUAAAUACGUCGAUGUGCCAGAAAAGCGGCACAUUGAUAUUGACCACUUUUCGUAUAUAGAAGGGCGGAACCGGAAUCUUGGGACAGUUUCCCUUGCCAAAACGUUCCCAGCGAAGGACGUUUUGUUCAAUGUUGCACUGGGAAAGUCGAAGGGUGACGCCAGUGGAUCGCUUUCCAUUUCCGUCACAUGUAUCUCGUGUUAUACUACUGGCACUGCUGUUGUCACCACCGAGGGAGUGAAGAAGGAUGAAUCGGUUCUUGGAGGCAUAAUCGAUUUUUUCAAACACCCUGAUCCGAGGGAACUUGUGGUCGAUGCACUCGACUUGAACCUCGAAGUCAACCUUGAAAACCUCGGCGGUCACUUCGAGUUUGAUAUAUCGUUUGCAGCAUCAGGAACGUACACAGUAACGUUGUUCAGAUCAGAGACCCCUGUCGGUGUUGCGCUCAACGAUGACGAUAAAAUUGGCCUUCUCUUUACCCUGGAGCUCCUUUUCACGGUCAGCGCUGCAGUUGACUUUAGCACUGGGUUUGAUGUUGUAUUCCCAAAGGGCGCAAGCUUCGUCUUGAAUCCCUUGAACGGUAAGAUCGUUUCAAUGAACAUUGGUGGGGUUCAAGUCAAGUCAAUCCCGGUGAAACUGGUGAAGGGCGCCGCAUGCAUUUCCGCCAUCCUACGCCUCAAAUUCCAGGUUGGGGUGGGUCUCAAGGUGCUCGGGAAAGGUUUCGAUUUUGAGGCAGGCGUUUUCUUCGACCCAAUUCAGUACAAAGCUUGCAUCACAUAUGACCCAAAGAAACCCUGCAAAGUGGAGUUCACCGAGAACUUCUUCGAGGAAAUCGGAGCUUAUGCCCGCGCGGUCGUUGAUCUUGACUUUGCCAAAUUUUCCGCUGGACCAACUGCUGUGUCGACAUUCUUUACUGGAGCGCUGCCAUCGACCUGCAUAUCCAGUUCGAAUCCAACGACCACGAAGGCGCUUCCGAAGACUUCUCCCCCUGUUCUCAAGCAAACAGAAGACUCUGAUAAAAGCAAGACUGUGGUUUCCAAGACGAUACCAAAACAGACAUCACCCACAUCAACUCAUUCCAAGGCGAAAGAAACAGAUGCCCCAUCACCCACAGCCCCAGGGGGUGCAUUCCAUACCGCAAUCCAUUCCGGACAUGAGAGUGAUACAUCUGACCAUGGUAAGCACACUUCUAAGGAAGGAAGUGGGUCUUCCCAUCAUACAGCCUCAUCUCAUCACCACUCCGCUGGAACUGGUUCAAUAAAACCCCACCACAAACCUACAUCACCGUCUCAGGGUCCAUAUGGAAACUCAACUUCAGAUGCAUCUGGCGGUGUACCCACAGGCAGCGAUUCGUCAAUGACUACCUCGACUAUUACCACAACCUCCGUCUACACCAUCACCUCCUGCAAACCUGAAGUUACCGACUGCCCAGGCAAAAUUGGCCAGGUCACUAGUGAAGUCAUCAUCACCACAACUGUCUGUCCAGUCAGCGGUGCCUCGCCAACGUCCACAGGUAUUGCUGAUGGUGAAGUGGGUGACAGCUCUGCCGGUCCACUCCCAACUGGUAACAAGGCCAGUAACUCGACCACCAGUGCCCUUGACGGCUCGGAUCUUACCACCAGAACCAUCUACAGCACAGAGACCUACACCAUUACCAGCUGCCUCUCCCAAUACAUUCAUUGCCCUGCAAGCCUUGAAUCGGCAAUCGUCCAAACCAAGACUGUCGUCCAGUACACGACUGUCUGCCCAGUCUCGCAAACGGAAUUCCCCUCAACCCUCCCAACAGCUGCCGCAGGUCUCCCAACUGGUGCCUCCGAAACUGCAAAAGGGGUUGCUCCAGCCCCCACCGCCGUGCCAGUCGUGAAAACCAUCGUCAUCGUCAGCCCCGUCCCUCUUACGCCUUGCGAAACUCCUAUCGUCAGGACUUUCGAAAGCUACGUCCCUCCUUACGCCACUUCUACCUUCGCUGGAAACGUUACAGGAGAAGCACCAUAUCCGACCGCGAACUCUACCGCACCUGUUGCCCUGCCCACUUCCACAAAAUCCUCACCUCCAGAAGUCGUGCCUACUGAGGAGGCGCUUUCUCCCACGGUGGUGAGAGAGGUUGCCGUGCCUACUGCAGAAGAUAGUAGUGUCAAAGCGGGAGUGCAGUCGAGUUCCAGCGCGGCUCCUAGUGCUGUGUCGACGUUCCAGCAAGCUAAUGGUGUGAGUGGAGGCAGUGCGAUUGGGCUUUUGCAAUUGGUUGCGGUAGCCUUUGUUGGAGUGGCGGCCACGCUUAUGUACUAA